Molecule: messenger RNA, 936 nt
Organism: Gossypium raimondii (Peruvian cotton)
Lineage: Eukaryota; Viridiplantae; Streptophyta; Magnoliopsida; Malvales; Malvaceae
Exons: 3
Coding region: 1-936 (311 amino acids)
Source: RefSeq, a predicted model, not a curated record
AUGGCGAAAAACGACGCCACUCUAAGGAAUUUAAAGAAUCAAGUGGGCCAGCUUGCUACUGAACUCAGGAACCGACCACAAGGUGCUCUACCUAGUGACAUAGAGAAUCCGAGAAAUCUGGGGAAGGAACAUUGUAAAGCGUUAACAUUGAGGAGUGGAAAGAAAGUAGAGCCUAACAUUGUCGAAGUUGAAAAGGAGCCAACGACGCCAAGAUUUAGAAGAAGUUCAACCAAAAUUGCCUCCAAAGACGAAUCAACUAGAAUCACUCCCAGUAAUGAAACCACCACCACCCUACCCUCAAAGACUUGUAAAUGUACGGAGAUUCAAUUCAAGAAGUUCCUUGACAUACUGAAGCAACUUCACAUCAACAUCCCGUUAGUUAAAGCACUUAAGCAAAUUCCGAACUACGUCAAGUUCAUGAAAGAUAUCUUGUCUAAGAAACGAAGACUUAGAGAAUUUGAGACGCUUAGAGAAUCUAUUGAAGGCAUACAUGGCGGCAACGACGCCACUCUAAGGAAUUUAAAGAAUCAAGUGGGCCAGCUUGCUACUGAACUCAGGAACCGACCACAAGGUGCUCUACCUAGUGACAUAGAGAAUCCGAGAAAUCUGGGGAAGGAACAUUGUAAAGCGUUAACAUUGAGGAGUGGAAAGAAAGUAGAGCCUAACAUUGUCGAAGUUGAAAAGGAGCCAACUGACGCUCAAGAUUUAGAAGAAGUUCAACCAAGUGUUGAAAUUCCAGUUUCACCAGAACCAGAAUCUGCAAAACCCGACAAAGUAACCUCAGGACCAGCUAAUUCUGAUCAACUAACAAUGUCGUUUGAUGCAGAAUUGCCUCCAAAGACGAAUCAACUAGAAUCAGUCCCAGUAAUGAAACCACCACCACCCUACCCUCAAAGACUUGAAAUGAGCGGAGAUUCAAUUCAAGAAGUUCCUUGA